This is a messenger RNA of Physella acuta, 2616 nucleotides long. RefSeq names its product protein ATP6V1FNB-like. Lineage: Eukaryota; Metazoa; Mollusca; Gastropoda; Physidae. The record is from RefSeq and is a predicted model, not a curated record.
UUGACGACGUUGAUAUGAGUCGGCUUUAAAUUUGAUAAGUUCAGGAGUGAUAAGUACUGCUCAGAGUGAUUAAGUUUAAAGAAGUUGUUAAUUUCAUUAGGAAGUGUUCGUAAAGGAUCUAAAAAUGGCCAGAAAUCCUUACGCUAAUACGCAGAUGCAAAAUUUCUGGAAAGAAACUGUUGAGAAAGAGGCAUCAGCGAGGCUACAGUCGUUUGCUAAGAUGAGAUGCCAGGAGCGGAGCAAACCACGGCAGCUUGAAGUUUUCCGUAAACGAAUUGAGGAUAACAAACCAUCCGAUACCGUUUUUGAAAAACUGCCUCCUAUUCAAACCGAGGCGAACUUCUCCCGAAAAAAAGCCGACCUGAACGCCCCUUUGGGCUUGGACGCCGUCACAACCGCCGUUCUUGAGGCGCCAGAAAUGAGAGCGCCCUCGCCCAUGGUUUUGAAAUCGCUUUACGACGGGUUCACGAAAGAGGAGAAAGGCAGAUACAUCUAUCUCAAGCAGCGACACCAGACGAUCCCGGAGGUCAAGUUCGCCUUCCCGACCCUGUCGUCGUGGGAGUACGGCUGGAGGCUGGGUGACGUCAUCAAAAAGGAGGACAUCAAGAAGCCCAAGUUUGGCCGGACUAAAAUCGUGGAGGACACCUUCUACACGAGGAACGGGCUGAUGAGUGAGUACAACAGGGUGCACUAGGCUCAAGACUUUGGCUCACAUUCCUACACAGUAUUGUAACAUGUAAGUGUGUGGACUAACUGCUUCGGGAUGUGUUGGUGAAUACUUCAUGCACGUGUAUGUGUAUAUUUAACAUUCUAAUUUUGAAGGGAAUAAGAUCGUGAGUGGUAAUUUAUAACAUAAAUACUUUCAUUAGUUCUAUUGUACUACACCACCCAUAAUUUGGGUACAUAUUUUUUUACAAUGGUCGAUCAAGCCAUUUGGCCUACGUCAUAUAUGCAUGUUUCAUUUAGCUCAGAAUAUUUCUAACAUGGACUGGAUUCAAUAAAUUUGGACUGGAUUCAACAAACAAGGUCUGAAUUCAAUAAACAUGCUGACAUCUACAAGAUUCAACAAACAUGGACUGUAUUCAACAAACAUGGACUGGACAACAAACACGGACUGAAUUCAACUAACGUCUGGAUUCAACAAACAUGGACUGGACAACAAACACGGACUGAAUUCAACUAACGUCUGGAUUCAACAAACAUGGACUGGAAAUCGAGUAAAAAAACAGAAUUUUUCUAAUUCGUGACGAAAUUUCUUUCUCUCAUCAACCUUGACAUUUAAAGUUUCUGUAAAAUUAUGUUAAUGUAGGUUUGAUUUGUCGUUACUUCAAAAGAAAAUGUUCUGUUAAAAAAUAUAAUGUUUUAAUAACACAAUAACCACAACGUGUAUUGUAUAAAAGUGUGUGUGUGUGUGUGUGUGGAUGUAUAAAAGUAUGUCUGUGGAGUAGGUGUGUAAAUAGGUCUAUGUCUUGUAGGUUUGGUCUGUGUGUGUGUGCUUGUGUGUGUUUGUGGGUGUGUAAAGAUAUGUUGGGUGCGUCACUAGUUUGGUGUGUGUGAGUCUGUAACUCCUGGAGAGAGACAAAUGUGUGUGUGGGUGUGUGUGUGUGUGUGUGUAUUUUAAAAUUUUCAUUAUGAUGACACUAUGUAUUUUUUAAAAGUUACAUUAUGAUCCCACUAUGUAUUUUUAAAGUUACAUUAUGAUGCCACUAUGUAUUUUUAAAGUUACAAUAUGAUGACACUAUGUAUUUUUAAAGUUACAUUAUGACGCCACUAUGUAUUUUUAAAGUUACAUUAUGAUGACACUAAGCAAAUGUUACAAUUUUGCCUUGUGAGAUUUUGUUACCAACUAGACCAGUAUUUUACAGAACAGUGGCCCGCGGGCCAACAUCGGCCUCCUUAAUCCCGGCUGUAUGAAAUGGGCGUCAAUACCACCAUAACACGACACCUCUAAUCUCCGGUCAAUAGCUGAAAUCAAUACAUUUGACAUUUUUAUAAAGAGAAUAAUAUCUGUAAAGCACUGCUCUAAUGGUAUGGUAUUUAAUGUUAAGUAAACCUUUUGCCUACGUUUGUAUUUUUGCAAUUAUUAGCUUUAUGUACUGUUUUUUUUUCUUCUUGUAAACAUCAUGUUUUCAUGUUCACUGUAAUAUCUACAAAGUGAUAUACUCGCUUUAUUUAUGGGGAGGAGGUAUUCUUUAUAUAAAGUGUCUUUCGUUAUAAGGACAUGGGUUGGGGGUGGGAUUGGUGCUUCACCAGACAUCAAUAGACGUAUAAAAAAAUUAUUCGAACUGCGCAAACAAAGUAACGAAAUAAAACCCCUUUGGUUUCCAAACAUUGUAUCAAGACUUGUCCGGAGCUAACAAAAAGGCGUACCUUUUCAUGGCCAUUGACGUGGAACGGGAUCGAUACGACCCAAUUCUUAUAUGUUAAGACGGGGGAAUCGCCGGGACCUAUUCGAGAAUAUCGAUUCCAGUGGUAUUGAUCUAUCAUGGGAACAACGUGACUAGAUUUUUUUUUCUUCAUUGCUCCAGGCAUGGUACGUAGACUUACCUAACGGGUUGAAACUGGGAGGGGGUCUUUAAUUAUGAAUACGGAGGAAGGGGGAGUAAGUAGGAGAAG